Solea solea (common sole) is the source of this 1429-nucleotide messenger RNA. RefSeq names its product MOB kinase activator 3A (gene mob3a). NCBI's taxonomy places the organism in Eukaryota, Metazoa, Chordata, Actinopteri, Pleuronectiformes, Soleidae. The record is from RefSeq and is a predicted model, not a curated record. The transcript has 4 exons. Gene Ontology annotation, cellular component: cytoplasm; nucleus. The coding region runs from base 360 to 1010 and encodes 216 amino acids. Gene Ontology annotation, biological process: positive regulation of protein phosphorylation; signal transduction. Gene Ontology annotation, molecular function: protein kinase activator activity.
CUUGACUCUGGUAUACUUUUCGUUGCGUAGGGAGGAGUCAGUGGUUAGUUUCUUUAUUAAAGUGGCAUGUUUAUCGGGUUUAUCAGAAAUUCUACAACAUGAAUCGCACCAUGUGUCCAUAAUGUAGAGUGUGUGUGUUGCCGACGCAAAGCUGUUGAUCCGCGACCAGACAACUGUCGAUAAAACAUCGAGGGAAACUAACGGAACAGGAAGGCGGAACAAGAUCACAGAUCGUGCUGAAGCAAACGUCAAAACGCGGCUCAUAACAAAGCUCUGCUCUGCUCUGCUUGUUUACGCUAAACCUUCUGACUGCUUCCAUUUGAAUAGUAAAUAAUUCACCUUGAAGCGUUCAAACAACCAUGUCCAUGGCCCUGAAACAAGUCUUCAACAAAGACAGGACAUUCCGCCCCAAGCGUAAAUUUGACCCCGGGACGCAGCGCUUCGACCUGCAUAAGAAGGCCCAGGCAUCUCUCAACGCAGGACUGGACCUGAAGCAGGCGGUGCAGCUGCCCCACGGCGAAGACCUCAACGACUGGGUGGCCGUCCACGUCGUCGACUUCUUCAACCGGAUCAACCUCAUCUACGGCACCAUCAGCGACUCAUGCACCGAUCAGACCUGCCCCGUCAUGUCUGGCGGGCCCAAGUAUGAAUACCGCUGGCAGGAUGAGCACAAGUACAAGAGGCCGACUCCGCUGUCGGCCCCCAAGUACAUGAGUCUGCUCAUGGACUGGAUUGAGGUACAAAUCAACAACGAGAACAUCUUCCCUACCAAUGUUGGUACUCCCUUCCCUAAGACCUUCAUGCAGGUGGCUAAGAAGAUUUUGUCUCGUCUGUUCCGCGUGUUCGUCCACGUCUACAUCCACCACUUUGACCGCGUGAGACAGAUGGGGGCCGAGGCUCAUGUCAAUACCUGCUACAAGCAUUUCUAUUACUUUGUCACUGAGUUCAACCUGACAGACCACAAAGAGCUGGAACCUCUGAAAGAGAUGACCUCUCAGAUGUGCCACUGAAGGAGCACAGUGCGCGGGACCUAAGGACACAUACCACACAUCCGUCCGUCUGGAAGACUGCAGCAGAGAACAAACAUUCAGAAGAGUCUAUUUUUGUAUUUAAGUACUGUAAUCUAUUUUAGCCGCAUACUGUAGGUUUUUAAACAAGAAACUUCGUCAUGUGAGGUGUUGCUUUCCAAAAGGUUUUUCAGACAUUUUAUCAGAGCACAGUAUUAAGAGAGAAGUAUGUUUUGUGUUGAUGUUUGUUUUGUUUUUUCUAUUUUGUUUGAAUCUCAAAUCAUUACAGCAAUCUUCAAUCGUCUUUCCUCCUGUUUUCAAAAAUCUGAUCUAAAAUAGUACGAGUUCUUUCUGUAAAUCUAUAAAAAAAAAAUCUCUGUGUCGCUACAUUAAAAUAACUCUCUACUCUGUUAUAAUUUGAA